CGCGAACAAGUUGUUCAAGCUAAUUCAGUUGAUUAGUGGAGGAAAAAAAAAAUGGUCGAAGUCCGAGAGUUUACGCGCCAAGAGGUGGCCCUACGUGACGGCAAGAACGGAAAUCCCACGUGGGUAAUCAUUCGGGACAUGGUGUACGAUGUGACGCCGUACUUGAAUGAGCAUCCUGGUGGAAGUGAACUGAUCGCCGAUUUUGCUGGCAAAGAUGCGACGAAAGAUUUUGACGAUUUUGGACACUCGGGCACGGCGAUGAGUCAGCUGAAGCUGUACAAAGUCGGCGAACUGAACAUGUGCGAUAGAGCUAAGUUCCAGAAGAAGGGCUCGGAGUGGCUUCCGGAUGGGGCUUGUGUGCUUCCCCCCAAGAGCAAAAGCAAACGGCGAAGGUUUAUUUUCUGCGGUUGAGUACAAUUAGCCGUUUAUAGUUGGUAAUAUUAUUUAUUUAUAUACGUUAGUCACUUAAAAAAUAUACAGUAAUAAAAUACAAUAGAAGUAA
This is a messenger RNA of Culex pipiens pallens (northern house mosquito), 502 nucleotides long. RefSeq names its product cytochrome b5. Lineage: Eukaryota; Metazoa; Arthropoda; Insecta; Diptera; Culicidae. Gene Ontology annotation, molecular function: heme binding. The coding region runs from base 52 to 411 and encodes 119 amino acids. The record is from RefSeq and is a predicted model, not a curated record. Gene Ontology annotation, cellular component: membrane; intracellular membrane-bounded organelle. The transcript is spliced from 3 exons.